Molecule: messenger RNA, 1473 nt
Organism: Acanthosepion pharaonis
Lineage: Eukaryota; Metazoa; Mollusca; Cephalopoda; Sepiida; Sepiidae
Source: the annotation of a GenBank genome assembly
AUGAGCGAGAUAUUCAUGCAGGGAUUUUACGAAUGUGUGUGCACCGCUCUCUUCUUUCUUUCUUUCUUUCUUUCUUUCUUUCUUUCUUUAAGUCUCCGCCUCUUUCUGUUUUUACUAAUUCGUUCACUUUCUUCCUUUCUUUUACUAAAUCGCUCUCCUCUUUAUUUAUUUCACUUAUUCACCCACCUUCUUUCUUUCUUUCUUUCUUUCUUUCAUUCUUUCUUUCUUUCUUUCUUUCUUUCUUUCUUUCUUUCUUUCUUUCUUUCUUUCUUUCUUUCUUUCUUUCUUUCUUUCUUUCUUUCUUUAAGUCUCCUCCUCUUUCUGUUUUUACUAAUUCGUUCACUUUCUUCCUUUCUUUUACUAAAUCGCUCUCCUCUUUAUUUAUUUCACUUAUUCACCCACCUUCUUUCUUUCUUUCUUUCUUUCUUUCAUUCUUUCUUUCUUUCUUUCUUUCUUUCAUUCUUUCUUUCUUUCUUUCUUUCUUUCUUUAAGUCUCCUCCUCUUUCUGUUUUUACUAAUUCGUUCACUUUCUUCCUUUCUUUUACUAAAUCGCUCUCCUCUUUAUUUAUUUCACUUAUUCACCCACCUUCUUUCUUUCUUUCUUUCUUUCUUUCUUUCAUUCUUUCUUUCUUUCUUUCUUUCUUUCUUUCUUUAACCUUUCUUUCUUUCUUUCUUUCUUUCUUUCUUUCGUUCGUUCGUUCGCUAACUUCUUUUCCUGUCUAUUUAUUUCGUUCUUUCUUGCUUUCUUUCGCUAAUUCAUUCUCCUCUUUCUUCCUUUUGUUCUUUCUUUCACUAACGUUUUCUCCUCUUUCUUUCUUUCUUUCUUUCUUUCUUUCGCUAGCUUAUCUUUCUUUCACUAACUCGCUAUCCUCUUUCUUUCUGCAAGCUGUACCCAUGAUUUUACAAGUAAACAAAUGUGUGUGCACCGCUCUCUUCUUUCUUUCUUUCUUUCUUUCUUUCUUUCUUUCUUUCUUUCUUUCCCUAAUUCUCCUCUUCUUUCUUUCUUCAAUUAUUUCACUUAUUUUUUCUUUCUUUCUUUUAUCCAAUCACUCAUUUUUUUCAUUCAUUCUCAGUUUUUUUUUUCAUUUUUUUUAUUCAUUCAUACAUUCUGUUUUCACUCAUUCUCUAACCUUGCGUUCUUUCUUUGUUUCCUAUUUCUUUCCACAGUCUUCGAUCAUUCUUUCACUAACACGCUCUAAUAUUUCUUUUUCAUUAACUCGUUCUUCUUUUUUUCUUUCACUAAUUCGUUCUCCCUAUUUUUUUUCAUUCAUUAACUCACCCUGGUAUUACUUCCUUUUUUCUCAAACACCCUAUUUUCUUUCUCCCUUUCUUUCUUUCCCUAAUUCCUUUUUCUUUCUUUUUCUUUCCCUCCUUUCUUUAACGCGCUCUCGACUUUUGUACUUUCGCCUUUCUUUCUUUCUUUCUUUCUUUCUUUCUUUCUUUCUUUCUUUCUUUCUUUCUUUCUUCCAGUAA